Messenger RNA from Hyaloscypha bicolor E, 431 nucleotides. RefSeq lists its product as uncharacterized. The coding region runs from base 95 to 313 and encodes 72 amino acids. The transcript has a single exon. NCBI's taxonomy places the organism in Eukaryota, Fungi, Ascomycota, Leotiomycetes, Helotiales, Hyaloscyphaceae. The record is from RefSeq and is a predicted model, not a curated record.
CGCACCAAGCACGCAGUUUGUUUUGCACAGUCAAGCUUUGUCGGUCUUCGGCACCGUUCGAGACAGCUCCUCACAUCCUUUGAGCUGCUCCUGGAUGGAGAUCCUCGACAUCACUUGCCGGCGAAGACGAACGAAACUCCACGUCUCGAAUCGUCCUCCUUCCCACCAGUCAUUGGAACGGGAUGCGUCGCUCGUAAGCAGCACCUGUUCUCCACAACCGAGGGGUCUCUUUUCAUCUGAUCAAACCCUGCACGAACUGCAAACUCCAAACUGUCUCGAGUCCUCGCCUACAUCGCCUGAAGGGAGCCGCUGAAACUGGGCACCUGUGAAGGGAAAUCAGAUAAGCGCUGCGCCCGCCCGACCCCGAGAAACCAACCCAUCUGAAGUUUGAACACACAGAGGAGCGUCAGCACUUUCCACUCUUCAGCGUC